GUCUGACGUUCUGCACGUAAGGGGUGGGACUUCCGCAUUGAGAAAAGUUGUCAACAGUUAGCUAACUUGGCUGUCCUAACUAAAGAAAAGCAAACAUGUAGAUAUCUAGGUAGAUACUUGGUGUUGAAGUGUUGCAACAUAUACUGGAGAGGAAGAAAACGAAUCCAAGUCAAGAACACGGAGACAUGGGAUCGACGUCCGUCGAAUAUAAGAGCAUGGAAAACGUUAUUCGAACGGUAAUGUAGUCGGACAGCCCACAUAAACAGCUGAUUGUCUGUCUGACACCACAAACAGUGCGUUCUGUCUUCGCUGUACCUAUUUUCCUUGGCUGUGGGUCGUUAGCUUGCAACGCGGUACACACAGCGGUAGCGUUACACAGAACAUUCUGCAAGAUCCCCACCCCCGACUCACGUCACAUCACCGUGAACUUUUUUUUUUUCAACAAAAUUACCACUUAUGUUUUUCUUUUGGACCUGAUCAUCUACUGGGAAACGAAGUACGACUGGAAAGAUACAAGACCUUUUAGAGAGGCAAGCAUUCAUGUGUGCUACGGUGUAGUUGAUAUAGACUAGCUAGUUGACAUGUCAACAGAAUUCGUGAACAUCCUAUUCUAUGGCUAUCUUGCAAACUCGCUGUCCCUAAACGGCAGUCUUUCACGUUUCCUGCUGUAAGUCAGCGAGCUUGCUGACUGUCGAGGGCUAAUGACAAUGUGAAGAUAUACUUUUGUUGACGUUAGUUUACUUGCUAGAUUGUUGUUCUUAGGGUGCGUCUACCUAGAUAGCUAGCUAUUUUUUUAAAUGACAAUGUGUAUAAAAUAAUAACGGACAUAUUUAACAACAUUGAAUGUUUGUCCUGAAACUUCAGUUGACAGAGUUUGUGUAAUAUUGUUUCCCCAAAGCUGAAAAUUAUGCCUGUUUUGAGCCUGAGGGUAACGUUACUGUCACAGAUAUGGAUGUUUUAAAGAAACUAUCAUAACAUGCGUUUAACGUCAGGUAACUAGCCGUUAGUUAGCUACCUGGCUAUCUAAAUUUGCUGUCUCGGUCCUGAAGUCAGUUAGCUAGCCUACUACCAAGUGGCGAGAUCUGGGUGUUUGCAUGUCUAACUAGCGAAUUGAGAACAUGCUGCAUAAUCCAUGAUUUUGUUUUAUGCCAUGCUACAUUAAUAGAGUAAUGACAUCCGAAAGUAGCCAUUUAAAAUAAUCAGCUAACAAUUAUAUUAGAUUUAUCAAUUGCGGCACUGUUUUCAAUGUGCAAAUGUGCGUGUCUUGUCAAAACAAUUGCAGUUACUUCAGUAACGUUAGUUGAAAUUAAAUAGCAGAGACGUUUUGCUCCGCAAUUCCUGUCUUGCUUUCGUUUGGAAACUCGCAGUCGUUUGUGAAAGUAAUGGAAUAUUUUUAAUGUUACAUAGCCACCUAAAUUAUUGGGCGAAUACCUACGUCAAAGCCUAACUUAUGUUUAGGGGAAAAUAAAGGAAACGGAACAGUUGCUUCUCUUGCAGCUUGCCUUGCAAUGUGACCAAACUGACUUCUUUAGCCAUCCUACACCUCUUUCCCUUUCCAAGCUUGGUUAGACGAUUAAUGAAGCUGAUCAGCAAGUGUAUUGGUAAAGUUGUGGAAGUAUACCAAUUAGUGGAGUGCAAUGGCCUAUUGAAAAGUUAUGAAACGCAUCCCCCAAAGAUUUUCUCUGCCCUGUGUUCCUUUCUGUCCUCUGUACAACAGUCUAUGAGACAUGGAAUCAAACUGCUUUAGUGAUGGGAUAACCUACUAAUUCAAGCCUUUGUGAAAAAAGGUGUGGAACUGUCAUAUAAUAAGUGGGACUAAGGAUAGUCUUUUCAAGUGGGGAAAAAAAUGAGUGGAGGUAAAAAGAAAAGUGGUUUCCAGAUCACCAGUGUGACCACAGACUAUGGCCAGGCAGCCAUGGAGUCACAGACAGCAUCCUUCCCAGAGGACCCCAGCGGGCCUCCACUCCAGCUUCAGCAACCUCCUGCUGGGAAAGCAGUGACCAAUGGAGGACAGAGCAUGACCUACUCCCCAUCCCUCACCUCCAAGCAGUCUGGCCAUGCUCAUAGCAGUUCCCUGGGAAGGGUGGGGGUUGAGGGCGGAGAAGGAAUGGGCGAGACCAGGGUCCCAUCCUUGGAUCCAGUGGCCUUCAGCAGUGGAGAUAUCACUACAGCAGGGCUGGCAGGAGCAGGCAUAGGCAGAGUGUCCAAUGGGCCUUCUCUAUUGGACCAUUCCAUUGCCUUCCACAACCACUCCAGCUCCAGCCAACCAGGCUCCCCUGUGACCAAAAGAAAACAGCUGUCGCAGGAGCAUAGCGGGUCAAACUUCGCCCACUCUUCCCGCUUCCGCGUGGUUCGCUUGGGCCAGGGUCUAGGAGAACCCUACCGGCGUGGCCGCUGGACCUGUGUGGACUUCCUGGAGAGGGAAGGUGCGGAGGAGCGGGGGUUGAGGCGGGUGAUGGAUAGCAUGAGGCAAGCCCACUCUCUGGAGUCACUGGAGACUGUGGGGCUCAGCAGCUUUGAGGGUGGAGUAGGGACCAUGCUGAAACCUCUGGGACAGAUCCGUGCUCUUCGGUCUGGACACCUUGUCCACUCACAAGGCACCACGCACCUUUUGGCACCACAUAUCGGUGUAGAUGAGGGUGCACCCAAAAAGCCCUGUGGUGAAGGACCAUACAAAGCUGAUUCACCAAAAGCAAGUCCAGCCUCCGAUCCCCAAACCUUCUCCAGUGGGCCUCCUUCGCCCACACACAAGGGUCACCCCAAUUUGAAAUUGGCGGAUUCCACCACCUUUGACGCCUCCGUUUCCUAUACCCCACGUACUGCCUCCCCUCUGGUCCGUCAGGACUCCCGUCUUCUCUCGCCAACGAAGCACCCGUCCGAGUCCGUGCGUCCACGCCACAUCCCCUCUCCACUGCGCCUGGACAUGGACCCUGCAGGGAAGUCACUGCUGCGAGAGACUCGUUCUCAGCCCUCCUCCCCAAGCUCCAUCCUGCCCAGAGAUAGAGGCUUCCACCCGAGUGCGACCCCCAUCCAAACCCCCUCUGCCCUCAGCCUGGCUCAGUCCAUGUUUGGAGUUGGGGGGGCGUUUGAAUUUAGCGAUGAAAGUGGCUCUAGUAACAGCAUGAUUGCAAUCGACAACAAGAUUGAACAGGCCAUGGACCUGGUGAAGACUCACCUGAUGAUGGCGGUGCGGGAGGAGGUGGAGGUGCUGAGGGAGCAGAUCAAGGAGCUGUCCGAGAGGAACGCGCAGCUGGAGCGAGAGAACUACAUCCUGCGGGCCCUGAGAGAGAGAGACUGAAGGGUCGGGACUAGAGGCUGGGACAGGCCGAUGAGAAGGGUUCCCCCGGGGGAGCGAAGAGAUAAGAGAAAUAUGAAAGACUUUGUGUACUUCCAUUGCUCGUUUUGGACGUUGGCAGCACGUAGUUGCAUGUCACUCAGGGGCUUAUGGGAGAUUGAGUACAACAAUUACGUGCAAUGUCUGGAUUCAUGCAGAAUUAAAACAAGGAUGGGUAAAGAGCAAAAAUAAAAAGUACGUUGGAAGAGAGUGGGGCAGAAUAGAGGGAGAGGUUUUGAGUAGAAAAAAAGAGGAAUGUGCAAACCAGGCGUGGAAAAUCUGGGGGGAGAAAUAAUUUAUUAGAUUAGACUACUCUACUGAUCUAAUAACAAUAAUAACAACAAUAAUAAUAAUAAUAACACAGUUUAUUUGUGAAUAUUUGUGAAAGGCUUUUCCCUUGCUCAUACCGCUGCAUAGCACAUAAAAGCAAACAAUGUAAAUUGUAGAAAAAGGAAAAAAAACUAAAAGAUAAGAACAAAGGUAAAUUAAUAAAUGCAGUAUAUUCAUAGGGGACAGAUGACAGAAAUCAGAUCACUGUGAGCAGAAAGAGUAUAAUACAUAAACCAUCCCAAUCUUAUAGCACAGAGCCCUCCCCCCUCUCUUGCACACACAAAACCAGCAGCUGGAGACUCAUAAUUAACACCCACAAAGCAAAAUUAAUAGUAUAAUCAUGAUGAUGGUUUCAGUAAUUCAUAUAAUAAUGACUUUGAUGAUGAUUAUGAUAAUGAUGAAAAUAAUAUUAGUUAUAAGAAUUCUCUGAGUGUGCCAGCUUAAAAAAUGUACACUUGUUAAUUUAUUAUUGUGUUUCUGUUAUGGGUUGUACUAUAAUAGUAAGGACAGGCCUUUGUGGUGGUUUACCUUGGACUUGUCCAUUUUUAAUGUUUAAUUUUUCCUUCAUGGGUUCUCAAAUUGCCCUGUUUUACUUUUCCUGUACAAUAUAUAUUUCCAUCACCAGAAGGUUCCAAAGUAUGUAUAUUUUUAUCUUUGAAGUGUCAUAAAGCCAUAUAUCAGAACAGGGCGACCCCAGGCCUGGCCAGGUUGAGGGUGUUUCUUUGUUGCAUUUGCACUCAUGAAAUGUUCAAAAGAAAUGGUGAUAAGAUGCCUUAAAGUGCACUGCUUGCUUUUUCCGUGUUAAAGCUGAGCCUUGAAAAUGCUACUACAUUAACAGACUGCUGUCAAUUAUGACGGCGACGUUUAUACUUUCCUUGCAGGUUUUUAUUUUUUUUAUUUUUUAGCGAACUCUGAAAUAGUGAGGAUUCUUGAGUGGAGUAGAGUGAUUUGAGGGGGCUUGUUUGGUUCAACCACUUUCAAUCUCUUUCCGAUCACACGAUGGUACACCAGCACUCCUUUCUCUGAGGGUGUCCGAGAUACGUCCCCUGUUAUUCAUAUUCUCGCAACGUUUCUGCAACACACCGCCAGUGUUAAAGAGAAUGGAAAAAAACUAUAGGCACUGCACUGCAGUAUUCUCUGUGACAGAGACAAACAUAUGGGCGCACAGCACUUCUCAUAUGGCCAUUGUAUUAUUUAUGUAACCUUUUCCACCUGAUUGUUUAUUUAAAGGGUUAUUGUGCAGCUUUGAGGAAGAAGUCUUGCAUGAUUUGAGAGCCAAAUUGGGUGUGUCGGUACUUGGAUCAGCCAUGCCGCACUUCUCUGUGCAGGUGAUAAAAGCAAUCUGUGAACCAGCUUUUACUGCAGUCAUGACAUGCGUCAUGCCAUGAAAACAUUAAUAAACAGAAAUGGCACAGUGGUUCAGCAGGUUUUCCUGUACUAGGGGGGACAGUGGAUGAUUAGAAUUAUGCGGUACUGUAUGUGGUUUUCAAUUCAGUAGAUUGUAGGUGCCAACAGUGCACCCUUCUAAAUGUUACAUGGGUCAGUAGGACUACUCCAGGGUGUUCUAGGGCAUUCAAGGUCUAAUGCUCUGUUACUUUUUCUGAAGUUUCAGCUGAUUAAGGGCAAUGUCACACUUUGCUCUGUAAAUUCAGUUGACAGCAUGGUAUAUGGUACUGAUUAUCCGGAGCGGGAACAUUAGUUAGUUUAAAAAAACAUACUUGAGAGCAACAAGUUAUUCAUUUUAUUGAAGGUCUCAGAAUUCAACCAGGGUCUAGAGGCUGUCUGCUCUGAUGAAAAACACUGUUUGCUACUGAAAGAAUGUACAUCCUUGUGAAACCGGACUACUCCAAAAAACAUAUACACAGAUUUGCUCCAGUACUAUUCAUGUAUUGCUACCUUUAUUGUAAGACAUCCACAAAAGUUUUUUUUCUUUCUCCAGACUUGAGAUGUCAGUUGCGGUUCAUUAUUUUUUCUUAGGCCGACAGGAUGUGCAUUGUCUCUGUCUGUUACAGUAUUUCUGUUUUAUUUACUUUUUAUCCUACUGUUCUGCUCUUUUUUUUCUUUUUUUUUUGAAGUAUACUUUCUAAAAGUGGUGGUGUAAAGUAUUAAUUAUUGGUAAUUGUGUACCAAAUGGAAAAAAGGAUCAAUCUAAUAAAUAACUUUUACUAAA
Anguilla rostrata (American eel) is the source of this 5834-nucleotide messenger RNA. RefSeq lists its product as uncharacterized. The coding region runs from base 1847 to 3298 and encodes 483 amino acids. The transcript is spliced from 5 exons. Gene Ontology annotation, biological process: regulation of transcription by RNA polymerase II. Lineage: Eukaryota; Metazoa; Chordata; Actinopteri; Anguilliformes; Anguillidae. The record is from RefSeq and is a predicted model, not a curated record.